AUGGAAGGAUCUUUCAACGCUUUUAUAUUUUCUGGAGACCUGGGAAACGGACGACAUAAAACAGAAGGACUGUGCUUCGAAGACCGGCGUGCAGUUCUUCCGGAAGAAAAGAAGUCCCACGAUUUGAGCUACAUCGACGGCUUCCAGCAACCUAAAGCAUACAUCAGAACAAAAACUCCUGAUUCCGAAGCAACAAUUCAUAACUUUUGGAACAUGAUCUGGGAACAUCAAACUGAGAUCAUUGUCAUGCUGAAUAAACCUGAAGGAGACGAGAAGGGUCUUAUCUAUUGGAACUCAGAAGUGGGAUCUACGUUCUGUUGUGGAAAACUGAAGGUUGAAACAAUUGUAGUUCAACCGAAAUAUUAUAGCUUCAUACAAACGAAACUACUCCUUACACACGAAGAUGGAGGCUCCUUGUACAUAGACCACUUCUUAUUCACGGACUGGCCAAGGCUCAAUUGCUUGCCCUCAAGCGAUGACUUUUUUGAGUUAAUCAGCAUGAUAAGAUUAUACAGUCAAUAUGCCGUGACGAAUAAGCUUCCUAAUGGGGAUAAGAGUCCGAUGGUAGUCCAUUGCAGCGAUGGGCUAAGUCGAUCAAGGGUGUUCCUUGAUAUCGAUUUAUCGAUAUCUCGAGCUCAGAAGACUAAUAAAGUAAAUUUUUCAUCUAUAUAUUCAAAACUCGAACAAGAAAUUUUUAAUCGCACGCAACAUGCAAGGUACUAUUGUUUUUGUUAUUUAGUACUUCGUUUCUAUUUAACGCGUUCUACGAAAGAAGAAUAA
Cotesia congregata is the source of this 780-nucleotide messenger RNA. Lineage: Eukaryota; Metazoa; Arthropoda; Insecta; Hymenoptera; Braconidae. The record is from the annotation of a GenBank genome assembly.